Aspergillus costaricaensis CBS 115574 is the source of this 4478-nucleotide messenger RNA. RefSeq names its product inositol polyphosphate kinase KCS1. Bases 155 to 4303 code for a protein of 1382 amino acids. The record is from RefSeq and is a predicted model, not a curated record. Gene Ontology annotation, molecular function: inositol hexakisphosphate kinase activity. Gene Ontology annotation, cellular component: cytoplasm; nucleus. NCBI's taxonomy places the organism in Eukaryota, Fungi, Ascomycota, Eurotiomycetes, Eurotiales, Aspergillaceae. Gene Ontology annotation, biological process: phosphatidylinositol phosphate biosynthetic process; inositol phosphate biosynthetic process. The transcript has 2 exons.
AGUGACGCCAGAUCCGCCUCUGCCCUUUUCCUAUUUCCGCCUUCCUCGGUGAAACAACCACCCAACCCGUAACCUUCAGCCUAACAACGCUUCUUCCUUCUCGGCUCCUAUCGACCCUGUUCUCCUUCCUGCAGCUCCGACCAAUGUCCUCCCCAUGUCAAGGCCUCCAUCUGCGACUGAGAAUACCUGUUCAGCACCCCUGGUGACACCUGCCGCGUCUGCCCAACAUGAUUGCUCCGACGGGCCUGAACUCCUUCACGACAAGCAGCAGCGCCACCACGACGCUCGGAGCCAGCUCAUCCACGACGAUGUCGUUCAGCAAGUUCCCUCCCCAUCCCGCGCUGAAUCCCCCACGGCUCGUCAAUGGGCCACGCCUGUCUCGACCUUUACUCUAAAAAGGCCUACUACCGUCCCCGUGGAACGGCUCUCCCGCCCAGACCGAUCGCAUAGCCCUCAGCUGUCCGAGAGAGAUAGCAUUUUUGCAACCCAUUACCUCCCUUCUGAUACCGAAUCCGCCGUCACACCGCAAAUUGCGCCCGUGCAAGAUGUGCACAAUGAGCCGCCCGCUAGCCUGAUACCUCCCCUCGAAGAUGUUUCUUCCACUCCUUCUCCGAUUUCCCCUCACAAGGUCCUCCCUCCCCGUCCUACUCACGUCGGCCCUUCCCACAUGGAAGUUGACGUUCGCAGGAAGCAUUCAUUAGGCUCUCCCUCGUUGCUUCCAUCGGCAGUCCCGCAUUCUACCCCCCUCCUGCCGGUGGACUCUGAUGCGACCUUGGGGAAGCGUUCCCAGUUGCCAAGACGGGGUUCGCAUACAUCAGUGUGGGAGAGCCUGCAACAUCUUCGCAAGUUUGCGCCGGACGAUGCUGCGACGAAGUCUGCCAUUGCGGAGGAUCCAUCGCCUCAUCGCAGUCUUCUUUCCGCUUCUCUAAACGAUGCUUCCUUGGCGACGUCCCAUGCCGCAACACGCUCUCCUACUAAAAAAUCUCCGGCUACCAACAUCGAAGUCAUUUCUCAGCCAUGGUCCGGGCAACAAAUUCAGGACGGCGCGCGUGUGAUGAAACCCGAGCGAAGCUCGAGUCGGGGCCGCCGGGCCAGAGUAGAGCAGUCUAUCGAAGCAAAUCUGGCCAAUGCGGAGCCGACCUCUCAUGUGCGCAGCCGCAAGUCAAGCCAUUACUUGGGCCUGUUCAAAGAGAACACCACAUCACCCGAUCGUAAACGCAAGGAAGAGCGCGCGGGUCGACUCGAUGAGCUGCCAGAACCACACGACAAGCAGCAAUUGACGGCUCAUUCAGAACCUCGCUACUCCGGCGAACGCCGUGACUCGAAUUUGCAUAUCCCGCCCGUGUCUGAGGAUACGGGGUUGACAGGUUCCAAGAGCCUUACACAUCUUUCUAUUGCUGACGCUCCCCUGUUCACGCCAGGCGCCGAAAGCGAAACUGGACCGCAGAUGCCAACGGACAAUGUGGUUAAAUCCCAGCCUAGGGCCUUACCUCGCAGUUUGCUCGAGGAGAUUCGCAACUUCCAUCUUACUCCCGGGGGAGGUCAUGGCACCUCGUUUUCACGGAGCAUCCCAACCCAAUAUGCGGAGAGAAACCGAGAUUACUUCUCCAAGGCACCCGAAUUGCAUGACCAUGUCGAGUCACGUCUUUCUCCAUCGGACGCGAGCAGAGAGCAACGCCGUGGUUCGGGGCAGUUCGAGGAAGAGGAAGAUGAGCAAAUUUCGUCUGCUGUCUAUUUCCCACACGAGCGCGUCACUCUCUCUGAGGAAGUCGAUCAGGUUCAACCUUUUACAGAUGGCCAAGAUAGCGUGGAACCCGUUGAUGUCUCGACAGCGCAGAGUAGUCACGUUUUGGUGCCAAAGAGACAAGUCGUUCCUGAGGAGCAAGAAGCUAAUCAUGUGGACAUAUCCCUUCGAUCUAAGAAAGAUAGUAGAAUCCUACACGGCGACCUGCAAGGCAGGCAGGAUGCUCCCAUAGACAAACUUAAUGAAGAGUCUCUUCGUUCCAUACCCGAGCGCCCUGCUGAAUAUUCAACAGAGUCCGAAGCCGCGUCUGCCGACGAGAGCGGCAUGUCUGUUCGUGAUGAAGAGUCCAGCGUGACGGAUGAGGCUGAGGUGACGCCGACGGCCACCCCGACUCAGCGCUCCCGUCUGACCCGUCCGCGUCACAAGCAUGAACCGGCUGGACCGCUUGGGGCUGUGGAGUUGAAGCCUUAUCGCCAUCAGGUUGGGGGUCAUACAACCGUUUUUCGGUUUUCCCGUCGCGCUGUUUGCAAGCAACUCAACAACCGGGAAAACGAGUUUUAUGAGCGCAUCGAGCGCAGGCAUCCUGAGAUGCUGAUGUUUCUGCCUAGAUACAUUGGCGUUCUGAAUGUCACCUUUUCAAAAACUCCCAAGCGAUCCAAGACCCCAGCGAGCCACACGGAACGCCCUGAUAGUAGCAAUGCGAUACAUUCUACUAACAAUGCGGACAAUGAUGGAGUGACAGCCGCAGAUGCCCGCAGCCCUACAAAGAAUGACGCCGAACCGCAACGCAUCUUCAGCCAGAAGCAGGUGACCGGCAUAAUUCCCCAAGUCAUUCUCGAGAACAAUCGUCAUAUAAUCCCAGCCGAUCUUUUCUCCCGCGGCCAGCGCCCAAGGACUGCUGACGGAUCCUUAUCAACUAAUAGGCGCUUCCCUGGGGAUUUCGGGCAGUUGCGAGACGAAGAGGCUCAGAGCUGCCUUUUGGAUGGGUCACAGACCCUGAAGAAAAAGCAAUGGGGUGCCACCACUGUGAACAGGAAGCUGCAAGAGCAAGUUCUGCGUGAAGUCUUCAGUCCACCUGCCGUGCACCAUCACCGUCGCCAUGCUCGAGGCCAUCUCAAUUUACCGAGGACGUCAUCAGAUGGCAUUGAAAUCCGGCGGAGGGCCAAUUUAUCGGAAGACCAUACGGCCAGCAGCCGCAGGACUAUACCUGAAGAACCUGACUCCACACAGUCCGGGGCAAUCGAUAUCAAUAGGCAGACAAGUGACGGACCGGGUCUGUCAUCUUCAGCAUCGACAGCACUGGAUGCGGGCCACAAUCGUCUCGAGAAAGUGCGGACCGAAGAGUCUCCCCAACGUUCCAGCUCGUUAUCCAGGACUCGGCAGGUGAGGCGGCGCCGAUCUGGGAGCGGGUUGCAAAGACGAGGAAGCAUGACUUCUGGGCAGCCGGGAGGCGAUCUGCUGUUUUUUGAUGAUGAAGGUUACGGGGGUGAUAAGGAAGAUGGGAUAUUCUCAAUGGAGGGCGAUAAUCCGGCCCCUUCACCAUCCCAUCCUGCCACGAAUUCUUCAAUCCCAGUAGCCCCCAAAGUUCCAGGAGCGGACUCUGUGCAGCUUGAUGGCCGCGUGGGUAACAAUGUCCUCUCCCGGUCUCCAGUCCGACCCAGCACCAAUAAUGUCGAUGAUGCGCAACUUCCUUCUAACCCCAAAGAGGCCCAGACCAGGAAAGACGAUCGAGUGCAAUUCUUUCUCUUGCUGGAAGAUCUUACUGCGGGCAUGAACAAACCAUGUGUUUUGGACCUCAAGAUGGGGACUCGCCAGUAUGGAAUCGAGGCCAAUGAGAAGAAACGCAAGUCACAGAGACGCAAGUGCCAGUCAACGACGUCCCAGCAAUUAGGCGUUCGUCUAUGCGGCAUGCAAUCGUGGAAUGUUAAAAAGCAAGAGUACUCCUUUGAAGACAAAUACUUUGGACGAGACUUGAAAUCGGGGCGCGAAUUCCAGGAUGCUCUUACUCGCUUUCUCUACGAUGGUGCAAGUUACAGAAGUGUGGCGAAAAAGAUACCCGCCAUUCUCGAAAAGCUGGCCAAGCUGGAAAACAUGAUUCGGAAGCUCAAGCGCUAUCGCUUGUAUGCCAGCAGUCUUCUGAUUCUUUACGAUGGAGACCCCCAUAAUCUCGACAAAUCAUCUCAAAACAAUGGCCCCUCCGGGUCGGCCAAUAUGCGAGACACUCUACAACGCCAGGUUUCAGAUGAUGGGUACUCGGACGUGCAGUUGAAGAUAGUUGAUUUCGCUAAUUGCGUUACGGGCGAGGAUGAAAUAUCGCCUGAUGCUCCCUGCCCUCCACAGCAUCCAGAUGAUAUUGAUCGUGGCUAUCUUCGGGGCCUACGAACCCUUAGGAUGUACUUCCAGCGCAUCUUGAAACAGAUCACCGAAGAUGAUUACGUUGAAAGAGGUGAAGGGGAAGCGAUUGCGCUUGGCUCCCAGCACGCCAGCCGCGAUGAUUCAUCUCAGCGCUAUUGGGACGAAAAUGUACUGGAGACUGACCCUGGCGAGGUUAGCUUCUAGAUCCGGGUUCCUUCAAUCUCUGACGGUCGGAACUCAGUGCGCCUUUGUAUUCUGCUUUAUCCCUGCCUUCACUCCUUUUCGAUCCUCGGGCUUUCGAGCCGGAGGGACCGGGGUUGCUUUGUCCCUAAUGUCCACAUGGCAAGUUCUUCUUGCAUUCACGGGAUGUGGCAUCAAA